Messenger RNA from Cornus florida, 2699 nucleotides. RefSeq lists its product as uncharacterized. The transcript has 7 exons. The record is from RefSeq and is a predicted model, not a curated record. Gene Ontology annotation, molecular function: protein binding. The coding region runs from base 739 to 2439 and encodes 566 amino acids. Lineage: Eukaryota; Viridiplantae; Streptophyta; Magnoliopsida; Cornales; Cornaceae.
AUCUUUCUCCUCCAAACCCACUCUACCAAACAUACCCUUAGUUCUUCCUCUUCACUGCCACGAAGUCCUUGAUUCCCUCUAAUAUGCACCCUCUGUAAUCCGCCACCCAAGCCCUAAUAAAUUUUUUUCAAUUUCAAAUCCCCCAAAUCGAAUCCGUCACCACUGUCGACGACCACUUCUUUCACCGGGUGACGGCGACGAUGCCUUCAUUCUGUCUAUCUCGAUUAGUUCUCUCUCCACUCUCUGAUCAAGCCAUCGGUGCUGCGGUGGCAAACGAUGGCGAGUUGAAAGCGAGGGAGGAAGCCACGGAGUGGGAGAAGGGAGAGAACGGUGGUGUGAAGAAGCCAUAUUUAGAGAAAUUGGAAGGAGACGAAUCAGCUGAGGUAGAGGAGUCAGGUCGGUGAGCUUGGCUCCGAAUAGUUUAUGAUCUUCGGUGGAGAUGUUCGAUUAUUUCUAUAUCUACAAGUACGAGCUUGUGAAGGAUUUCGGAUUUGGGAAUUUCCGUGCGGCGAGGCUGAUGAGGAACAAGGAAACGGAAUACAUUGUGAAAUACAUUGUGAAAGGCCAUAAGGUUCUGAGGGAAACAGAGAAAGUACAUUUGAGAAAAAUCUUCUAAGCGCAUACCGGCCAUUGUACGUAGCAGCAUUGACAGGUGAUUGGGAGAGCGCCAAAGAAUUCUUGAAAAGAGAACCAGAUGCAGUGAGGGCAAGGAUCACCAACAACAAGCAUACAGCACUGAUGGUGGCGGUUAGGUCUGCACAGGGGAACCAUUUUGUGAAGAACCUGUUGGAGCUCAUGUCACCUGAAGAUGUGGCUAUAAGCUCCGCCUUUGGAAAGUCCACAGCUCUGCACUAUGCUGCAAGAGCGGGUAACAUUGAGGCAGCCAUGUGGUUAGUGAACAAGAACCCGCGUUCGCUUUACCUUUGCAACAUUGACCGACGUGUACCUCUCGAAGAAGCUGUCAUGUUCCGCCGGAGGAAUUUGAUUCUCUACUUAUUGGAGGUGACUAUUAAAUAUAUCAACAUCAAAACUGAUGGAAACUUUCCUAUCGAUCUUCAAGUCAUGAUAGCUGGUGAUCAAUUUGACAUUGCUCUGUCGUUGGUUCAGCGCCACCACGAGUGGGCAAGGAUGGCUCCCAACUGGUCACCGAGAGAGCUCUCUUCAGCAUUGCAUUUAACCAUUCUGAAGCCUUAUGCAUUCCGAAGCGGAACACACUUGAAUUGGUGGCAACGCUUAAUUUACUCCUACGUUCCUAUGAAGUUGGAAGACUUUGCAUACCAUUCUACCCAUCAAGGAGAUAUCGAGAAUCCUGUCGACAGCUUCAUUCCUGUGAAGCAAAAGUUGUAUAAUGUAUUUUGGAAAGUCACUCAAAUGUUAGUGCCAGAGAUAAAGUACUGGCAAGAGCUAAAAGGGAAACAUUAUCAAGUACUUGAGCUUGUCAAACAUCUUUGCAACGAUGUCGCGAAGUUAAAUUACUCGGAAGCUGAAGAGACAAUCAGGAUACCUUUAAUAAAAGCAGCAAGUGUUGGGAUCCCUGAAGUUGUUGAAGUGAUUUUUACAGUAUUUCCUGAUGCAAUAGCUAACAUUGAAACGGACAUGGGACAAAAUGUAUUCCAAGUUGCUAUUGUGAAUCGUUGUGAAAGCGUAUUCAACCUCAUCUACCAAUUUCGAGAGGAGGCAAGGGAAACAAUUUUAUCGUAUGCAGACAAAAACCUUCGCACUUGUCUUGAUUUAGCAGCAUGUUUAGAGAGUGAACAAAAACUCUAUCUAAGAGCUCAUGCAGCUGGUGCAGCUCUACAGAUGCAACGCGAAUUGCAAUGGUUUAAGGAAGUAGAAAAAUUUUCAAUUUUUCAUGGAACGAGGGAGCUAAGUAGAAAUAAGACACCUGCAAUGAUAUUUACCGAGACACAUGAAGAGUUGGUGAAAGAAGGAGAAAAAUGGAUAAAAGAUACAGCAAACUCAUGCACAAUUGUAGCAGCUCUCGUUGCUACUAUGGUUUUUGCUGCUGCCAUUACAGUACCGGGUGGAAAUGAUGACAAAAGCGGCCUUCCAAUUCUCUUUAAAGACAGAGCCUUCAUCAUCUUUAUUAUAUCAGAUGCACUUGCUCUUUUUUCAUCUACUUCUUCUGUGUUAUUGUUUUUGUCCAUCCUCACUUCACGUUAUGCAGAAAUUGAUUUUCUCUAUACCUUACCCAAGAGAUUAGUUAUUGGUCUUGUUACCCUAUUUUUCUCCACGAUAUCCAUGAUGGUCGCCUUUAGCACCACACUCUACCUAGUCCUUGGAUAUGAGAAAGCAUGGAUCAUCGUUCCAGUGACUGCAUUUUCCUGCAUACCAGUGACCUUGUUUGCAUCCUUGCAAUUUCCUCUACUUUUGGAUAUGGUUAAUUCUACCUGUGGCCCCAGUAUUUUCGGUAAGCAAAGUGAUCGUAUCCUUUACUAAACCAAAUAGACAAGGGAGGAAGUCUAACAAAUUAUUUAUCGUUUGUUAAUUUGUAUUAUUAAGAAAUUAUAUGUGAUUAAAUUAAUUGACAUUUUAAGCUGUGGGUUCUGGAGUUUUCACUUCGUGAAAUACUGAAUUUUGAAUAAUGCCUUUUGUUAUUAUGAAUCAAUAUUUGUAAUGUCGUUUAUGUUUUUCAUAAAAGUUAGGGACAUACUUUUUCUGGAAUAAUAAUUUUAGGCUCUCUUUGGUUUGGUCGAUCA